AUGGAAGUGAGAGAUGCUGAUGGUGUAAAUCAGAUUUCGGAGUGUCUCAAAACUGAGUCCAGCUCCAUCUCUUCCCCCAUCUUACUGUCCCUACUGCAUCUCUGCCUGGCAGCAAUACAAGUCCUGGGCACUGUCAAAUGGUUCAACGUCCGGAAUGGUUACGGAUUCAUCAACAGGAAUGACACCAAGGAGGAUGUCUUUGUUCACCAGACAGCUAUUAAAAGAAACAACCCCAGGAAGUUCCUGCGCAGCGUUGGAGAUGGGGAGACUGUGGAGUUUGAUGUCGUGGAAGGAGAGAAGGGCGCAGAAGCUGCUAAUGUAACUGGGCCUGGGGGGGUGCCAGUGAAGGGUAGCCGCUAUGCCCCCAAUCGACGUAGGUUCCGCCGAUUUAUUCCCCGGCCUCGCCCAGCUGCCCCACCACCCAUGGUGGCAGAGGCUCCAUCAGGUGGGACAGAACCAGGCAUCGAAGGGGAACGAGUUGAAGACCCUGGGCAGAGGCCCAGACGACGGCGCCCACCACCCUUCUUCUACCGACGUCGCUUUGUGCGAGGCCCAAGGCCCCCCAACCAGCAGCAGCCUAUAGAGGGCACUGAUGGGGUAGAACCUAAAGAGACAGCCCCAUUGGAGGGGGACCAACAGCAGGGAGAUGAGCGGGUCCCCCCACCCAGAUUCCGGCCCAGAUACCGAAGGCCUUUCCGCCCCAGGCCACCCCAGCAGCCUACCACAGAAGGUGGGGAUGGCAAGACCAAGCCCAGCCAAGGUCCCACUGAUGGUUCCCGGCCUGAGCCCCAGCGCCCACGAAACCGCCCCUACUUCCAGCGGCGACGGCAGCAGCCCCCUGGACCCAGGCAACCCACAGCCCAGGAGACCUCAGCCCCCAUCAACAGUGGGGACCCCACCACCACCAUACUGGAGUGAUUCCAACUCGAGGACACCCAGAACUACCAUCUGGUAUCUGCCAGGUUUUCCAACUGACCUGCACCCUACCCAGCACCCCUCCCCCCUUUCCCAUAUUCAUGACAUCAAAACACUGGCUUUUCCCCCUUUUCCAUGAGACUCAGGAGGGCCAAAGCAACAGCCUUUUGCUUUUUUUUUCUCUCUCCCCUACCAAGGGUUGAAGGAAGGGAUCCAUCCUUUUUGUUCGAGGCAUCAACUCCCACCCUAAAUCAGGCUGAGAAGGAACCAGCCAGCUCUUACCUCCUCCUGGUUGUUUUUCUUUCCCACCCCAGUUUAUUUUUUGUUUCCCCUCUACCCUCUACCUCUGAAGCCAUUUUAUGAACUGUCAUGUGCCACCUGAGCCUCCAGUAAAAACAAAAACAGGCUUUCUUGUC
Miniopterus natalensis is the source of this 1331-nucleotide messenger RNA. Lineage: Eukaryota; Metazoa; Chordata; Mammalia; Chiroptera; Miniopteridae. The record is from RefSeq and is a predicted model, not a curated record.